This is a messenger RNA of Opisthocomus hoazin, 1615 nucleotides long. Lineage: Eukaryota; Metazoa; Chordata; Aves; Opisthocomiformes; Opisthocomidae. The record is from RefSeq and is a predicted model, not a curated record.
UGGCUGUGGAAUUCCCAUCAGAAGACAUUUUUUUAAUGACGGCUUCUCCGGUUAUAAAGGCUGUCACAAAUUUCAGACAGGUCUCCAAAACACUUGAGGACUUUGAUGUAGAAGAGCAACCAAGUUCUCUAUUAGAAAAACGAUAUCCCAAUAUUAAAGUUAUACAGUCUGGAGUAAAACAAUUGAAAAGUGAUGAACAUAAAAUUGUCACUGAAGAUGGGAAAGAAUAUAUGUAUGAAAAACUUUGCCUGUGUGCUGGAGCAAAACCAAAAUUAAUAUGUGAAGGAAACCCGUAUGUUAUAGGAAUCCGGGAUACUGACAGUGCACAGGCUUUUCAGAAGAAUUUGGCUCAAUCUGAGAGAAUAGUAGUGGUCGGAAAUGGUGGGAUUGCACUUGAGUUAGUGUAUGAAAUUCAAGGCUGCGAAGUAAUCUGGGCUAUCAAAGACAAAGCCAUUGGGAACACUUUUUUUGAUGCAGGAGCAGCUGAAUUUCUCAUUCCAAAGCUAACUGCUGAAAAACGAGAGACUCCAAUUGAGUGUAAAAGAACCAAGUAUACAGUGGAAGGAAGUGAGGAAAAAGAAAGACCUGUAGCAGCAUCUGACAAGCUGGGCAGUGCCUUAGGCCCUGACUGGCAUGAGGGCUUACAUCUUAAAGGGACGAAAGAGUUUUCUCAUCAGGUACAUAUUGAAAUACUGUGUGAAGUAAAGAAAAUACACUUACAGCACGAGUUUAUACAGCUGCAACGGACUUCUUUGGCUUUUCCUAAGGAAGACAAAAAUGUAGAACCAGAUGAGGUGCUAUGGCCUGUAUAUGUGGAAUUAACUAAUGGAAAAAUUUAUGGAUGUGAUUUCAUUGUCAGUGCAACUGGAGUUGUGCCAAAUGUUAAACCAUUUCUUGAUGGCAAUAAUUUUGCUAUAGGUGAAGAUGGAGGUCUGCAAGUAGAUAAGCACAUGCACACAUCCCUGCCAGAUAUAUAUGCAGCUGGAGAUAUCUGCACGGCGUCGUGGGAGCCUAGUCCAGUGUGGCAUCAGAUGAGACUGUGGACUCAGGCUAGGCAGAUGGGAUGGUACGCAGCAAAGUGCAUGGCAGCAGAUACUCUAGGGGAAGCUAUUGAUUUGGAUUUCAGCUUUGAAUUAUUUGCUCAUGUCACAAAAUUUUUCAAUUACAAGGUGGUGGUUUUGGGAAAGUACAACGCUCAAGGCUUGGGUCUAGACCAUGAACUGAUGCUGAGAUGUACCAAGGGACAAGAGUACGUUAAAGUAGUGAUGCAGAAUGGCCGAAUGAUGGGAGCUGUGCUGAUUGGUGAAACAGACUUGGAAGAAACCUUUGAGAACUUGAUUUUAAAUCAAAUGGAUCUUUCAGCCUACGGUGAAGAUCUCCUGAAUCCAGAUAUUGAUAUAGAAGAUUAUUUUGAUUGAACAAAACCCCAUUUCCAUUUUGUAUAAAGGUUCAACACCGAAUAAUGUCAUACAAGACUGUUUCCUCAGGAUUACCAGAGGUGAGGGCUAAAUGCACUUCCUGAUUAAGAUUUUGUGUUGAUCUUGUCAAAAUACAGACCGGCAGAUGAAAUUAAUCCGUGUAGAAACGCAGCAACAAACACAAGUGGAUUAGCAUU